GUAUCUGUGAAAGAUCUACAAUUGAUUUUUAAUACUCAAACAUUAGUUGGAUAACUAUACUAAAAUGAGUGGAGGAGGAUUGAAAAGAAGUAGAGAAUCAUCCAAGGCUACAGAAUUGAGAGUUGCUUCAUUUACUGACGAACCAGUUGCUGUAGUUGGAUCAUUUUUUCAAGGAUUACAAGUUCCAGAAUCAACUGAAUUUGAUUUAUAUAAACAUAAGAAACAACAAAAAUAUGUUAUACAUGGAGAAAGUGAUCAUUUAGAUUAUGAUGGAGAAACUAAUGGUGAAGAUACUAAUGAUUAUGUUCUUGCAUUUUAUGAUCCUGUGAAUAAAUCAUUGGAUUUAUAUAAAACUCCAUUUGUUAAUGGGAAAGUUACAGCUAAAGCAAAAAGAAUAUAUAAAGGACCAAGUAUUAAACAAGCAGGAGUUAGAAAUAUCACUCAAAGAAAUGCAUUGGGUGAAGCCUUUGGUACUAAGAAAGCCAAGGCUGCCAUUACUAAUUUGGAAAAGAAUAGAAUUGAUUCUGAAAAAUUACAAGAUAUUGAAUUAGAUAUUGUUGAUACUGUUUCUGAAUCUACUCAAGAUUUACCAACUAGAGCAAAGAUGGAAGAAUUAGUAACUCAUGAUAGACCAACACCUAUUGCUGAUGUUGAUGCCACUAAUGUUGAAAAUAUUUAUCCAAUUAAUAAUAUAAUACCCAAGAAAGAAUUUAGUUUCCUUCGUGUUGGAUCAUUAUUUAAUGAAACUUCUGAACAAAAUGUUAUUGAAUUAUUACCAUACACUAAAUCAUCAUAUAUUAAUAAACAUAUUCCUCAAAUUCUUGCCCAAAAUAAUACUGAAAAAUUACAAUUAUUAUUUUAUGCAUCUAUUUUAUUUGGUGUUUAUGAAAAUAGAAGAGUGAGAGAUAAACAAUCAUUAAUGGAAAGAUUUCAAAAUGCUCCUAGUGAAAUUUUAAUCGAUGGAAUUUUAGAAAGAUUUACUAUCGGUAGAUCAACAGCCAUUGGGAAAUCUAAAGAUCGUUCAUUUAUGAUUGACCCUCAUCAUGAAGAUAAAUUAUUAUGUUAUCUUUUGGCUUUAAUAUUUCACAUUGAUAAUUUCAUGGUUGAAGUCCCACCAUUGGCUAAUGAAUUAAAUAUGAAAGCUACUAGAUUAUUAGGAUUAUUUAAAGCAUUAGGUGCUAUAGUUAAAUCUGCUACUGUUGGACAAGCAGAAGCUUUUGGAAUUCCAAAGAAUGCUGCUAGUACUUAUAAAAUUGCAUCUUUAAAGGUUCCAUUUAAAUUACCAGAAAUGUCAAGAAGAAUAAGAAGACGUUAAUUAAGAAUUGUAUAAUAUAGAAUAGUAAAAUACUA
Messenger RNA from Scheffersomyces amazonensis, 1350 nucleotides. Its product is annotated as DNA-directed RNA polymerase I subunit. Lineage: Eukaryota; Fungi; Ascomycota; Pichiomycetes; Serinales; Debaryomycetaceae. Gene Ontology annotation, molecular function: DNA binding. Gene Ontology annotation, cellular component: RNA polymerase I complex. Gene Ontology annotation, biological process: transcription elongation by RNA polymerase I; RNA polymerase I preinitiation complex assembly; DNA-templated transcription. The coding region runs from base 65 to 1315 and encodes 416 amino acids. The record is from RefSeq and is a predicted model, not a curated record. The transcript has a single exon.